AACAUUUAAAGGUAGCGAACUUUAGUGCGCAACGCAGGGUGCGUAUCACGAAAAAAUACAGGAGGUGAAGGACAGGAUUGAUAAUGCGAUCGGUUUCGUUGUAACUUUGAUUCCGUGUGCUAUUUAGACAUCUUCCACACAUAGCUGAUCUACUGGAGACCUCACACUGAAACUUGUGCAUCUGCACUAUAGAUGCGUGCACGAUUUUGCCUUUUGACAGUUGCAGCGCUUAAGCGACAGAGGGAAUAAAAUCAUACGCGUGUAAGAAAUACAGUCUCCAGGGCUGGAAAGACUUUAAAGGAUAUGGUGAUAUGAAGCUGUUUAGACACUGAAGCAUUGCUGAAAUCGCUGUAAUCUUCCAGCCGCCGAAGAGGAGGAGGAGAAGGAGGAUGGUUUUUGGAUUUGUGCCUCUUCAAGAGAAGCAAGGCUUAUUUAAGAAGAAAGAUCAUGGUGGCUGUCAGAGGGAAGGAUUCGGGAACCGAGCAGCUGAAGGAAGCCAAUGAGGAGAGCUACGUACCGGCCACGGCUGAGGGCACACGAGGAGGAGCGCUCCGCUGGGGUUAAAGUGUGCAGUGUGCACUACUUCCUGCCGCAGGUAGAGCUGUCACAGUGUGGUGUGGAGCUCUAGCUGUGUCAGAGGCUUGCCGUGUCCUUGCCUCACUGCUGCGAGAGCUGCUCGGCUGGAUAUCGCAAUCGUUCUCACGCGUGCACGCAGAGGAAUCAGGAUCCCGCCAACGCCAUGGAGAAGUGCUGUUCUGAGUGUUCAGAGCCCAGGAUGGCACAGAGCUUGUGCACCUUCUGCAACAAGUGGCUGUGUUUCCAGUGCACAGACCUGCAUCAGCACGAGAGAAGCUCGUCUCAACCCUUUGACCUGCAGCACCAGCCGCGAGACCCUCCAUCACCGUCUGAAAUAGGAGCCGGCUGCUGCGGACAUGCAGUUGUCAUGUGUCCUCUCCAUAAACAGGAGCCUCUGGAACUCCUGUGUGAAACGUGCGACCUCAUGGCCUGCAGCAUCUGUCACCUGUCCGCCCACAAAGACCAUCGACUGGUGCAUGUUGGGAAAGCUCUGCAAGAUCAACGAUGGCUCCUGCAGAACCUCAUGGCCCGAGUGGAGGAGAAGAGAUCUGCUGUGGAGAGCACCGCUAAACAGAUCCAGGGCAGGCUCCAUGGAAUAAAGAUCACGCAGAGGAAGGCAGAGAACCAGAUAAAAAUGGCUAAGAUGAUUAUGAUGAACGAGCUUAACAAACGGGCCAACCUAUUAAUAGAACAACUGGAGAGUAUCUCCAGUGAUUUCAAGCAACGUCUGGAGGACCAGCUGCAGGGGGCCAUAGAGCUGUGCAGCCAGCUGGAGCACAUGCAGAACUUCAUUACCUGGGCUACAGCCCACCACAGACGCAAUCCGCUGCUAUUCAGCAAAGAGCUGAUUGCUCUUCAGAUGCAGCAAUUACUGGAGCCACUGAUGCUCUCAGAUGCUUGGACCCCAUUGAAAAUCAAGUUUAACUGGGAUGCCAGCUUCUGGACCAAGCAGAUGUCCACUUUAGGUCACCUGGUUGUUGAAGGUGGAAGUCGUUCAUACUCAGAGGUUGUGGGUCAUCCCAGUAUCCUGCGACCCCAGCCUGUCCCAUGCAUAGCAAUUCCUCCUCUGUGCCAUGUGCGAGAACCCGGCUGUGCCUGCCAAACCUUCUGCCAGCCUCAGCUCUGCUGCCUUCACUGCAGACCUACACAAUCCGUCCCUUUGGAUAAAUUCCCUUCCCAGUGUCCUCAGGCCACUAGGCGGAGCUCCCCGCCGUCUCUUCACAGCUGCUGGGAGGCUGAUGCAUCUGUCCCGGUGCACCCACCUGGAGCUCAGCCUAUACAGCAGUCCACCUCUCACCCUGGAUCUGACCCCGUCCAGCAUGGAACCAGCUCAGCUUCACCUCGGCAGCCUGCGGGAUCCAACAACCACCUGCUGCCCGAGCCGCUCCCUGCUAAUUCCAUGCAGGCUGCCAUGGACAGAAGAAACUCUGUACCAGGUCAGUCUCCCAGUGAAAGAGGGCAAACAUCUGCACCCGAAGCAGCUUCAGGGCAAGGAGCAUCACCAGAUAAAGAGCUACCACUAGUCCACUAUCAGGCUCAAGUGCAGACGACCACAGAAACCAGCAACCAGCCUAUGAUUGAACUGCAGCCUAUCGUUGCUCGCAUCAGUGAUGACAGGAGAUCCUCGGCGCUGGAGAUGUUUGCGCUGGCUCAAGGCCGAGGAGGUGACGGCCAGAGCCGUUCCGGUUCGAAGAGGGCUACCAGGUCUCAGAGCACUUCAAAGGGACCCAGAGGACCUCGUAAAAGGCUCAGUAAAGACAGGCUGAACAGGGCUGCUCAUAGCCUGGCAACAGUGGCUGGGGACCAGGGAUGCACAACGCAGCAGCAGGUCUGUGCACGACUCGAUGCUUGUGUGAUGAUCCCAGGACACAUAAGCAGUCACACUGCAUCCUCUCUGACCACCUACAAGUCUGAACCAGAUAACGUAUAUGCAUAUGCCUAUGAAAACAGAAGGCUGAAAACCAGAAAGAAGAACAGAAAGUCUCAAGAAGAUCCAGACAACAGUGACAAAGAAGCCCCAGAUGGUUCCAAGGUUCCAGUUGUGUGUCUUGAGCGACUCAAGAUCCUUGUAUCACGACAUCCACCACAGAACCAUCAGAGCACAGACCUUACUUCUCAAACAGAGCCUGGACUCAAACCUGAAGAAACUGUCUUCAGGGUGCUUGAGAGAAACGUCACUUCUCAGGGAACUUUGGAUAAGGAGUCAGUUCAGACAGAGGACAACUUGUCGCCCACAGAGCAGCUAUCACCAGAACAUCUGCAUAGCAGUGAAUCAUCUGGCUCCCUUGAGGCUUCUCAGGCUCCUGUGCAAGAAUUUUGCAACAUAAACCAAGAGUCCGGAGUCCUAGCCAUCUCCAAUGAUUCAGACCCUGUCUCACAAGCUGAAACUGAAGAAAUACACUCCCCAUCUGAACUCAGAUCAGUGACAGGUUCUGAUUUCCAAACUGAAUCCACAAGAGAGGCUGAACCCGGCUCAGAUGCAGAUGUGGAAUCGGAACUCCUGCAGGAAUCAGAUCCGAGCGCUGAAUCCGAACUGCAGGUCGAAUCCGAAUCGGAUGUGAUUUCAGAGCGGCCGCCUGAAUCAGUGCUCUCGGCUUCUGAACAGGAAUUUGAAUCAGAUCCAGAUUCAACAGCCGGAGUGACUCUGAAUCUUGAACCGGAGUGUGAAUGGGAAGUGGAGCAGCCGGUUCUCCCACCUGCCACUGAUUCUGAACCUGCCGUUGAGCAUCAGCCUGCAGAGGAAAGCCCUGAGAUAGAGAAUGAAGACUUCUGUGCUGUCUGUCUCAUCGGAGGAGACCUUCUCUGCUGUGACCGUUGCCCCAAGGUCUUUCACCUGUCAUGCCAUGUCCCUCCUCUCCAUAGUUUCCCCAUAGGCGACUGGAUUUGCACCCUGUGCAGGGAUGUGGAGCAACCAGAGGUGGAAUACGACUGUGAGAAUGACCAGAUGUCCACAGACUCGAUGCCAUAUGGGCUGUCGGCGUGUGACCAGAGGAAAUGUGAGAAGUUGACGCUGCUGAUCCUCAGCAACAUUCUUAGUGCUCCGUUCCAUGAGCCUGUCAGCCCUCUGGCCCGUCAUUAUUAUCAGAUCAUCAAGAAGCCCAUGGAUUUGUCUGUUAUUCGGAACAGGCUCAGCAGAACCAGCAGCACACACUAUUGUUCCCCGCAAGAGUUUGUGGCUGAUGUCCUGCUCAUGUUCAAAAACUGUGCCAAGUUCAACUACUCAGACUCAGAGGUGGCUCAGGCAGGCUGCAGUCUACAGUCCUUUUUUACAUCCAAACUGGUGGAGGUUUUCCCAGAUCUGACCUGCCCUGUCGAAGAAGAGGAGGACUCAGACAAUGAGGAUUAUGAGGAGCUGGAGAGAGCCAUGGUGACUGGAUUUCCCUGGCCUGAGAGAAAAGAGCAGAGCCACAGAAAGAGGAAGAGGAGGCACUCCCUCAACUGGAGGAGAAAUCACUAUUAGUUGUGCCUCUAUAUAUAUAUGUACAGAGACAUUUGACCCACUUGCUCUGAGUUUUCCAUCCUGGGCGACUUUUUUUUUUUUUUUUUUUUAAAGAUUCAUGUUGAAAUACAGUAUAUGUUUUUUCUGAGGACUAAUCUCACACAUUAUAUCCAGUUGAUGUGUUAUGCUGUUAUCUGUAGCUGUGGGUAGGUGUUGGUACAAGCCUAUAUCUCCAGACUUCGCCUAAGGUCUUGCACUAGUAUUUAUUCCAAUGCUUAUACUUACAUUAAAUUGUACAAUCAAUUUGAUAGCUGACUGGUUGCUGGCAACUGCUACUUAGUACAUAUAGAGAAGCAACAUCCAUUGGUAAUAUUAUAUACGGAAUAGAAUUACUCUAAAUUUCAUUCUUCUUUUUAAUCCAAAUAUCCCUUGUAAUGAGGUACUUUUUCCAGCUGUUUUACUGUGAUGAUUUUAUUGACCUGUAGAGGGAGCACUUCAUAUAGCCUGUGGCAACACAUUAGUUCAUAUUGGACUUUUCCAGUGGCAGGAGGAUGUGCGUAAUGUGACCGAAACCCACAAACCCUUUUUAGAAUUAAAGAGGGAUAAUAUUAGGCUGUUGCUACACAACUGUGAUGUUUUAAAUGAAUCUUUUAAAUGCUUAAUGACUAAUGAGACAAACAAAAUCUUUUCACGGGCGGACGGAACACUUUUUAGUCCAGCAUGUUCCUCCAUGUGGUUUACUAACAGGUUUGAUAUUCGUAUGUCUUAUGAAUUUGUUAUACUGGUCUUAAUUGCUGAAAUUGCUGUGCAGAUCAUGUUAAGUCCUCUUCUAAUGCUGUUUACUAUCUUUAGCUGGAUUGUAUUUAGUCUUAAAAUAUAUAUACUGUAUGGUGUAAAUACGCAGUUCAGACUUUGAUGUUUCAUUCAGCCACACAAAAAAUAACAUUGCUUUUCCCUAAUGGUUUUAAAAUCAGACUAGAAAUGAACCUCAUUUAAAUACACAGUCAAUGCUGAAAUGUUGCCGAUUGGGCCUUCAAGAUUUUACAUAUCGGUACAUUGGAGUCACUAAAGAAAUAUCAGUGCUUUUUUUCUUAAGGCCUUUCUUGCUUUAUCACCAAUAGCCUGCCAGAAGUAAACUCAUCGUAUCACUAAUUAAUCAUGCAAGUAAUUGCCUUUCCAAAAACAACUUUCAACUUUUAUUGAACUGUACAAAAUAAGAGAUUAAAACUACAUCUGGAAAUUUUCAGCGUUAUUUUAAAUUCCUUUGCUGUGUCAACAAACGCUACUGCGUUGGUUUUCUUGUGACAUUUAUAGUUUAAGGAAAUUGAGAUUAGCUUAGGUCGACAUGCGACUUUUAAACACUAAAAAGUCUUGUGUACAUACACAAAGCCCUAUGUACGCAAAGCAUACUUAUUGUAAAAAACAUUUUUCAGAGUGUAUUACUGAUUUUAGUAAGAGUUGGAUGGGUUAACAGACUGAAACCUUUCUAAAACCCUAGAUAGGCAUAUAAACACAUACUCAUUCAACUUUUUAACAAGUUCAAACACCGCUAGAUGUGUAAUUCCGUUAGAAGUUCAAACAGCUUUGACACACUUAUGACUCAGCCUGGCAAGUGGUACACAAACACUAGGCCUCAUCUGAAAAUGGGUCUGUUCCAGUGUCUUUCUAAUACAAUUUUACUUUCAGGGAACUAAUUAAAACAUCAUGUCACCUUUAAAGCAUUACUUGUGGAAAUACAGCUCUAAAUGCAGAAGAACUGCAGUAUUGGUGUUGGCCUGAGUGGGUUUUGUGACUUAUUAGCGUUCCUUGUGUGAGCAUAUGAACACUGUAAUGAGAAUUGUGAGGGCUUUUUCCCAUAGAGCAGAGACUCGCUAGAACUCCCCGAGAUUCUCGAGGCUGUAUUGUUGCAUGUGGAGUUCUGACAGAUUAAUAAAGUCUGGCCAUCCAGCAGCACGGAGGCCAUAAGCCAAGAAGAGAGCCCUGGAUAAUUUCAUUACAAGUGAAAAACAUUCGGAUGACAUCUCCACCGGCUACGCUAAAUCAAUAUGAGGUUUUCCACUUUGUGUUUGAUAUGUGAAAACAAAAUGCAUAUGUAUUCUGCGCGAGGGUAACGGGACACUGUUUCGGUUCAGUAUUUGCAAGAUAAAGAUUCUGCAAUCAAGGCUGUUGCUUGGUAUGACAUCAGUUUGAUUAAUGACGUGUGCAUUGCUUUUUUUAAGAUAGCAGGAAUUUCAGUUUCUAAACAUUUUCUUUAGCAAUAUCUUCAAAUAACACUUAAUUUAUAAAAGCAGUUAUUAUUUAAAUUCAAGGCCAAAAAUGUUAAUAGUGCAUCAAAUAAUUCUGAGAAUUGCACGUAGGGCAGUUUACAAUGUGCCAUGUUUGGCAGAAAUAAACGCAGCUGAAUAAUUUGUUUCUUGCUGAAAUCUCCCAGGCUCUCAUAUUGGACCAUUCCUUCAGAUAAAAAGAUAUUAACUGAGCAUUGAUGCCACCUAAAAGGGUGAUCAUCUUUCUUCAGUGAUAUCGGAUUUUUUUCUUUGUAAAUUGAGUUUCUCUAGAAAGGUACUGUAAUUCUUAACCCCAGCAGACACUUCCUGGCUCAUCUUAACUGACAGCUUCCUGAUGACACUUAAAUCAGAUCAGUGUCUGGUCUGGGUCUCGGAGAAUUCCCCAAUACCUGCAGGAUUACACCCCUGAUUGCCUUCUUAAAGAUGGGGGAUAAGAGCAGAGCCCCCACAAGGCCGCACUAAACACAGACAUGAUGCAAUAACUCUACUGGCAGCUUUUAAAUCCCCCUUUCCUCUUCUUCUCAUGAGAUACAGCUGGCCUCAUUUCCCCCCCUUCAGCUUUGAGUACUCAUUUAUAACGACUCCUAAAGGAGGUCAUGAUUUCUCGUAGUUUAAUGGGCAAUUUUUGCCCAUUCUUUUGUGUGUGCCUUUGGAAAUACUUUGAUUGUGAUUAGACAUGCAACUGCAUUUGAAAUAUCUAGAUAAUUAUGAA
Molecule: messenger RNA, 7012 nt
Organism: Labeo rohita (rohu)
Lineage: Eukaryota; Metazoa; Chordata; Actinopteri; Cypriniformes; Cyprinidae
Gene: trim66
Product: tripartite motif containing 66
Exons: 18
Coding region: 740-4036 (1098 amino acids)
Molecular function (GO): protein binding; zinc ion binding
Source: RefSeq, a predicted model, not a curated record